GCGUAUGUAUUCAGAAAAGAUACAUAAAAUUGUUUGUGUGUUUUAAACUUAGUAUACAUGGUACCAUAAUAUAUACAUCCUUUAACUAGGGAAAGCCUUCUUGAAGAGGUGAUAUUCAAGCCAAGCUCUAAAGGAUGAAAGGAAGCAGGAGGCAAGGACGGUGGGGAGGCAGCGGGGAGUAUCCCAGAGAGAGGAAACCGUGUGCUGUGAGACCUUGGGCCAGGGACAGCAUCGUGGCGUGUUUGGGGAACCCAGAAAGGCCUGUGUGGCUGGAGCACAGAGUUGGAAAGAAGAUAAAAGAUGAAGCCGCGAGGGCAGCAGGGGCCUGAGUGCUGGGCACUGUUGUCUGGUGACUGUUGUUUCUGUAUCAUGAAGGCAGUGGGACCAGACAGUCAAUUACAGCACGGCUCCCGUGCCUUUAGAACAACAUAACGUUUCUAAUCAUGACUCCAGGCUUGUCAUGGGCCACAUGCUUCAUUUUUCUGUGAUUUUUUUUUUUUUCUCCCUUCUGAGGCUAAUGUUUAAAAUGCUUUGCACAAAUAAACCGUUCUUGUCAAGUUUCCCUGUAGGAAUAACAUGGAAGGAGAAAUGAGCAGACUUGAAAUUCACACUCCAGUUUUUGAUAAGAAGAAGAAGAAAAAGAGAAAGUAUGCUGCACAGGAGGAAAAACGUCGGAGGCAUUCCCAUGCAAGUUUCAGCGACUCCCCCUUGACAAGUGAACUGCCUGACAAAACAAAGAGUAAAAAAAAGAGAAAGGAUUUCCAGCAUCUCAUUUCUACUCAGAAAAAAUCUGAAAUCUGUGAUGAGACAGAAAAGGCCACUUCUACCACCAGAAAGAAAAAAAAGAGAAGAAACAGUGCUUUGGGGGUAGAGGACGAAACAGGUGUUGUGUACGUCAUGGUGGACAAAGAAAAUAUUGAGAACGUGCCGAAGGAUUUUAGAAGAGAUGUCGACGUUGUUUACGUAGAUAUGAGCAAGGAGCAAAAGUCAGCCAAAGAGCCUGAAGCAGCCGCAGUGCACUCAGUUGCCAAGCGACGUAAAACUGAGUCAGAAGAACUGCAUCAUAAAGUUAGGGAGAAAAAGAAAAAGAAGCGUCGGCUGGAAGCCGAAGCAGCAGCGGCAUCCUGGGAUCCUGGGCAGCGAGGCCACAAUGCACACGUCGCCCUGCCCCAGCCGGAGCCCCACCAGCCGGAAGCCCUGCUUCCUGGGGGCCUGGGAGGCGAAGUCGCACAAUUGCCAGGCUCUGCUCAUAGAAAGAAGUCUAAGAAAAAAAAGAGAAAAUUCUCAAGUGCCCGGGAAUGUGAGGUGUUAGCCGUGCCUGAGAGUCUGGAGAGCGUGAAUUCUGAUGGAUCCCACGUGGUCUGUGAGGUGGGGGCUGCAGGAGGUAGGAAGGAAGCCGGCAGAACAAAGAAAAGGGCUAAGAAAAGGAGGCGCAAGUCUUCUGCCGAAGGUGCCUCAAUGGCCGAUGGUGACCUUUCAGUACUCACCACGGGCUUCGGGGACCCGCCCUUGGGUUCCCUGGAAGGUAGUGGAACCUCGAUUGAAGCAAUGGUGGAACCCAGGCCGCAAGAGGAGAAAAGCCGGGCGUGUUCGGACGAGAUGCAGAGGUUAGAACCUGCAAAUGACGAAAGCCAUUUGGAAUCGACUAAAGAGUCUGGAACAAAGUAUUUGUCGGAAGAUUCAAGAGAGUCAGAUGACCCAGACGUGGAUUUGGACUCCGCCGUGAGGCAACUCCAAGAGUUCAUUCCUGGCAUCAAGGAAAGGGCUGCCACGACAAUUAAGCGAAUGUACCGUGAUGACUUGGGACGAUUCAAGGAAUUUAAAGCACAGGGUGUCGCCAUUCGAUUCGGCAAGUUUUCUGCAAAGGAAAAUAAGCAGUUAGAGAGAAACGUGCAAGAAUUUCUGUCCCUGACUGGAAUCGAGAAUGCAGACAAGCUGCUGUACACAGACAGAUACCCAGAGGAGAAAGCUGUGAUCACCGACUUAAAAAGAAAAUAUGCGUUUAGACUGCACAUUGGUAAGGGCAUUGCCCGGCCCUGGAAACUCGUGUACUACCGAGCAAAGAAGAUGUUCGAUAUCAAUAAUUACAAAGGCAGGUAUAGCAAAGGAGAUACCGAGAAGUUAAAGAUAUACCAUUCCCUCCAUGGGAACGACUGGAAAAAGAUUGGGGAGAUGGUGGCUCGAAGUAGCCUCUCCGUUGCCCUGAAGUUCUCCCAGAUCAGCAGUGAAAGAAAUCAUGGUGCUUGGAGUAAGACGGAAACCCAGAAACUAAUCAAGGCUGUUGAAGAAGUGAUUCUAAAGAAAAUGUCUCCCCAGGAUUUAAAAGAGGUGGAUUCUAAACUCCAAGAGAAUCCCGAAGGCCGCCUGUCCAUUGUCCGGGAAAAACUCUACAAGGGCAUAUCUUGGGUAGAAGUUGAAGCUAAAGUCGAAACCAGAAAUUGGAUGCAGUGUAAAAGUAAGUGGACGGAAAUUCUAACCAAGAGGAUGACGAAUGGUCGGGACAUAUCCCGAGGAGUGAACGGACUGCAGGCCAAAAUCAACCUUAUUGAAAGAUUGUAUGAAGUAAAUGUGGAAGACGCUAACGAAAUAGACUGGGAAGAUCUUGCUAGUACCAUCGGUGAUGUUCCUCCAUCUUACGUUCAGACUAAAUUUUAUAAGCUGAAAGCUACCUGUGUUCCCUUUUGGCAGAAGAAGACUUUUCCAGAGAUAAUAGACUACCUCUAUGAGACGAGUCUACCUUUGCUCAAAGAAAAGCUAGAGAAGAAGAUGGAGAAAACGGGCAUUGAGAUCCAGACUCCUGCAGCCCCCAAGCGUGUCUUCCUGUUUAGAGACAUCUUUUACUCUGACAACGACAGUGAGGGAGAAGACGGAAACGAAAAAACUUAAGCGGAUGACACUCCCUGUCCAUUUUCCAGCUUUGGUCGUAUUUAUGCACAUGUGGCGGUAGAGCGAUUUCCAGCGUUUCUGUUUAUUAAGAUCCAAUGAUCAAAGGAAAGGCAUGAAAAUGACAGCCUUUAUUGUGGAGUAUUAAAAAUUGACAUCAUCACGUUCAAGUUCGUAUAAAUGUGAAAAGAAAGAGGAGCAUAGGAGUUGAUUUAAUAUUUCUGUACCAUUUUAUAGAGAAGAAUUACAACUAACGGUUUUUAGAAAACAAUGGUAUCCCAAGCCCCUGUAAAGCAGAAGAGGAGAGUCACAUCCUGGGAACAUUUCAGUACAUGCUCCCAGCAAACUGAGAACGUUAACAGUUUCCCUAACACACGCCGUUUUGCUUCUUGCUUUUCAGUUGUUCAUAUCUAUGUUCUCAGUGAAUAUAAGUAUUAGGAACAUGUCGGAGGAAGGUUGUGGACCUUCUGUUCCCUCCAACUGGUUUCAGUUCCCAUGUAUGUGUCAAAGUGUGCAUAUCCCAUCUUCCAGAGUGCGAUUCGAGUGUUUAAAGAUACAUUUGUUUCAUACUGAUGCCCUCUCAAAGACAGUCACUGAAUUCAUCUGGUGUUCAACGGGGGUAGGGGGGCAACAGCACUCUCUUCCAUUGCUUCUAGAAAAACUGGCUCUGUUAGACUUACUGAACGAUGCUGUGUGGGUCUCAGGCACAACUCCUGCCUAAUGGAAUUUCAAGGGUCAUUUUUUAACACUGGGCUGUCCCAUCAGUCAGAAAAGCAAACGCACUCCAGAUAUUUCAAACAGAAGGAUCUAACAUAAGGAUUUAGGUUACAAAAUUGUCAUAGAGGAUGAAGGGGCAAACAGGAAAGGCUGAAUCACCCACCAGUGGGGACCUGAGUGGAAGCUGCUGUAGCCCCCUAUGGCCUGCUGCGUGCCCCCCACUGUGAUGUCCACUAACGUGUCUCCCCACCCCACCCACCUGCCAUGGCCUGCGCUAAUGUCCACCCCGCCCCCACCGUGGCCCGCACUAACGUGCCUCCCUCCACAAACUGGGUUGUCUGCUGCUGCUGCCCUGGCAACAGCCUGUGCAGCUGUGUCCCUUCACGGCCCUUCAGCUUCAGCAGGAACCUGUGACUCCUUGAAACACAGUGGCUUCUGCCUCCCACUUGCCUUCUAAUCUGUCACACAUUCCUCCCACGCAGCCCCUUCGCAGGACCCAGCUGGCAAGGGAAAUAAAGUGUCCGGGCUUCUAGGCACGGGAGCGCAUAGGAAAGUGGCGGGGAACAUUAUCCCAUGUACAGUGAUGUCACCAUCUGCACCGAGGUGCAACUUCACUGUCCCCUGAGUGUCUCUCUGAGGUCAUUUGUGUCACAUCAUAUGUCAUGUUGGUUAGUUCAUCUACUAAGCUAGACAUUUUCCCAAACCUGCCAUUAUUGGAGAAGCAAGAACAUAGAGAAACAAAUUUAAGAGUCCUUGGUCACCAGUGUACCCCUAGUGCCCAAAACAGUGUUGUGCAAAUAAUAGACGCUCAAUAAAUGUUCAGUAAGCAAAUGAAUAUUUUUAGCAAGCAUUUUGCCUUUAGUCCCCUCCUUCUCCAUGCUGAUGGAAAUGUAAAUUGUAUGUUCCUUUUGGAGGACAAUCUGGUAAAAAUACAUCUAAGCCUUAAGAAUGUACAUAUUCUGUGAGCCAGCAAUUUCGCUUCUAGCACCUGAAGAAAUAAUAGAACUAGUGCAUAAGAAUGGCACAUUUAUAAUAUGAAAAAUAGAAAAAAAUGUAAAUGUUCCUUAAUAGGAAAUGUGUUAAAUAACAGUAUAUUCCUAUAAUGGAAUAUUAUGCAAUAAUUAAAAAUGAUGAUAGAUUCGGUUCACAUAAAAAGAUGAAUGAUAUUACCAACUAAAAUAUUUCAGAAAAGUAUAUAUAUUUUCUCAAUUUUUAAAAGUAAAAAAAUAAAGGAAAUGGUGUGAAUAUCAAUGCAUUAAAAUGUGUGGAAGGAAUUAAACCCAAAAUGUCGAUGGUUUUCUCUGGCCCAUGGGAUUGUGAGUUAAUAGGUUAGAACUCUGGAUUUGCAAGUGCCAAAAAAUCCGACUCAGAUAGAUCUAAGGAAUCUGGGAACUCAAGACUGAAAGUCCAGCGGGAGUGCUCAUUUUAGGGAAGGGCUAAUCCCGCUACUCAGAGUCUCCAAGAUGUGGUUCCUUGCUGAUUCUGUUCCCUUCUCCAGAGUCCACUUCAUCUUUAGUCCACACACAAGGGGCCCCUUCAUACAGCCACGUCUCAGCAGCCCUGUUCCCCAUUCAGUGGAAGAAAAGGGUCUGCCCAUUCCAUUGUUCUUGCUUAAGCCCUGGGUUUUGCUCCAGCCUGUGCCUAACUCUGAACCAUCGCUGUAUCCACAAAGAUAGGAUCGGCUUCAUCCAAUUUGGGCUCCUCUCAGAUUUAGCUCAGCAUCCCUUGAAUGGCUGAGAGGAUAAAUACCCCAAUAGAAAAUCAGGGUCCCCUUAGCAGCAGAAGAGGUGAAUGGACUGAGGAAUCAAACCACAAAUGAAGAUGACGGUGGGUGGUCACCUGUGCUAUGAAUUUUACCCCCAAAACUUGUGUACUUUGUAAAAGUUUGAUUUUUAUAACUUUUUCUCACCUGUAUCUCCCACGCGCCCUCCCAUGGGGGGAAAAAAAGAGUAUACCAUACAAAUCUUGACCAAACACCCUUUUUACAUCUAAGAAUCCAGGAGUUUGGAAGGACAAAAAGGGCAGAGUAGACUGGCUGUGUCAGAUGCAGGUCCAGGAGAGGAGAAGUUGUAGGGGGAUCAUGGGUUUGGUUGGGGAUGUGCAGACUGCUGCCCUGAUGGAGCAUGUGUACCCCCAGUCUGUGCUAUGAGGAGGGUAGCCAGAAGAAAAAGCCAUGCUAAGAGGUGUGGAUUUGUCUGUCAGCUCCAUGCAGACGAGAGGUGAAGCCAUGAAAUGGACAACCCCAGUUUAGAGCAAGAAAAAGACAGAGUAAGAACCGCAAUGUCUGUACUUGGGAGGAAGUGGAAGAGGAAGAGACACAGGAAGUGAACAAGGUAAAGAGCAAAAAAGAAUACUUAUCUCACAAGAAACAAAACCAAGGAACAAAAUAAUUUUCAAACAAGCUUGACUGCACUGUUUCAGUUCAUGGCCCAGUUCUUGGUCAUUUUGCACUUUUCAAUAAGCAUGUUUCUUCACUCGUACACUUCACUACCCAACAAAGAGGCCCAGGACUCUGCAGCAGAGAGGAGGUUAAAAAAAAUGAGCCUCGUAACCACACCAAGACAUGAUUCUGGUCACACCCCUGCUCUCAGUUCAACAAGCGUCUUUGACCACACGCAGUGAGCCAGGUAAUGUUAGAGGCUAAAGAUGCAAGAGUGAACGGUACAGAUUUGGUGCUGUUUUCUCAAAGGCUACACAAUAACAACACUUUCUGAACAGCAUUUCCUGAAGUUCAUACCAUAGUCACAAUUCUUCGGCCUCGUCAAACAGUCUAUCAUAUCAGUCCAUAGCUCAGCCCUAGCCUAUCCAAGCUGGCAGAGUUCCAUUAUUAUAAUCCCUGUACACCCUCAGCUCUUCAUUCUCUCCCUUUGUGGUACUUCCCGGUUCAAGACCCCAAACAUGGGUGAGCCCUUCCAUCUGCCUCCUACCUGUACCUGAAUAUUCCUAGAAGAAAAUCACACGACUGAGCUGGCUGGUUUCACUUUGAUGGACUCACAAUAUUACCAAAGGAUCCUACUUUAAUUCUCUAGUAAGUUUACGUUGCUUUUCUCCACAUCAGCUGUUUUACACAUCAGCUGUUUUACACAUUCAGUCUUCCCAUACCCCUCUUCUGCCCUUUCAUGAUGCAUUGAGAAAAAAGGGAGGAUGAAUGAUGAUGAAAUCAAGAUAAAUUAUUUAAACAUUCUGUAAUUCAUUAAAAGAUCCAUUUCAAAUAGAAAUAAUGAGUAAUAAAUUUUUGGAUAGUUGAUAAUCCAAGUAAUGAUGAUAAAUGAGUCACAUGAUCAAACUGGAAAAAGCACUGAAAUUUUUACAUAAAAUACUGACAUAAAACAUACAAUAUGGAUCUAAAAAUGGCAAAAUCUAUGACAACCUUGUAAUAAGGUGUCAUCAAUUCGAAGUCUUUAGGUUCAAUCUCUCCAUGUUAUAGCUCAUACGUGAGAAAAAGCUUGAUCGGAAUUUAAUUUGGUAAUCCUAAAAUUUUAACAUGAUAUUAAAUGAAAUCAUUAAUUUGAAACUUUUAUAAACUCUUAAUAAAAUGUAAUCAAACUUGCUAGAGAAAAGACUGAAUUAUCUUGGUGUUCUCUGUACAGAAAAUGAUCUUCAACCUCAUUGUUCAGGUAAUUAAAAUUUAUGAAGCCAAAAUACAUAACUUUUACAG
Messenger RNA from Rhinolophus ferrumequinum (greater horseshoe bat), 7258 nucleotides. It is a transcript of the gene TTF1, whose product is annotated as transcription termination factor 1. The transcript is spliced from 10 exons. The record is from RefSeq and is a predicted model, not a curated record. The coding region runs from base 577 to 2886 and encodes 769 amino acids. NCBI's taxonomy places the organism in Eukaryota, Metazoa, Chordata, Mammalia, Chiroptera, Rhinolophidae.